AGAACAGAGCGAGGCUCCUGGCGCACUAGGGACUCCAGGAGGCAGCUCCGCCAGAGACGCGGGUCGUGCUUCGGGAAACCGGGGGGCGGGGGGAGGGGAAGAGCGCAGAAAAGAAAACCCACCAAGGCGGGGACUGGCCUGAGCGGGGAGGGGCGGCGAGGCCGGAGCCCCUCUCUGUUGGGCGGACUCCCCAUGGCCAGAGGCUGAGCUCCACUCCCGCCGGCCGCUCCCUAGGGGAAGGGGAAGGAGAGGGGAGAGCAGCGACAGGCCUCCAGCAAGCAAGCGCGGGCGGCAUCCGCAGUCUCCAGAAGUUUGAGACUUGGCCGUAAGCGGACUCGUGCGCCCCAACUCUUUGCCGCGCCAGCGCCUGGAGCGGAGAGCAGAGGCGGCCCGGCCGCGGCGCGCCGGCUUUGUCAUGAUGGCCAGCUACCCCGAGCCCGAGGACGCGGCGGGGGCCCUGCUGGCCCCAGAGACCGGUCGCACAGUCAAGGAGCCAGAAGGGCCGCCGCCGAGCCCAGGCAAGGGCGGUGGGGGUGGCGGCGGGACAGCCCCGGAGAAGCCGGACCCGGCGCAGAAGCCCCCGUACUCGUACGUGGCGCUCAUCGCCAUGGCGAUCCGCGAGAGCGCGGAGAAGAGGCUCACGCUGUCCGGCAUCUACCAGUACAUCAUCGCGAAGUUCCCGUUCUACGAGAAGAAUAAGAAGGGCUGGCAAAAUAGCAUCCGCCACAACCUCAGCCUCAACGAGUGCUUCAUCAAGGUGCCGCGCGAGGGCGGCGGCGAGCGCAAGGGCAACUACUGGACGCUGGACCCGGCCUGCGAAGACAUGUUCGAGAAGGGCAACUACCGGCGCCGCCGCCGCAUGAAGAGGCCCUUCCGGCCGCCGCCCGCGCACUUCCAGCCCGGCAAGGGGCUCUUCGGGGCCGGAGGCGCCGCAGGCGGGUGCGGCGUGGCGGGCGCCGGGGCCGACGGCUACGGCUACCUGGCGCCCCCCAAGUACCUGCAGUCUGGCUUCCUCAACAACUCGUGGCCGCUACCGCAGCCUCCCUCACCCAUGCCCUAUGCCUCCUGCCAGAUGGCGGCAGCCGCAGCGGCUGCAGCAGCUGCGGCUGCAGCCGCGGGCCCCGGUAGCCCUGGCGCGGCCGCUGUGGUCAAGGGGCUGGCGGGCCCGGCCGCCUCGUACGGGCCGUACACACGCGUGCAGAGCAUGGCGCUGCCCCCCGGCGUAGUGAACUCGUACAAUGGCCUGGGAGGCCCGCCGGCCGCACCCCCGCCUCCGCCGCACCCCCACCCGCAUCCGCACGCACACCAUCUGCACGCGGCCGCCGCACCGCCGCCUGCCCCACCGCACCACGGGGCCGCCGCGCCGCCGCCGGGCCAGCUCAGCCCUGCCAGCCCAGCCACCGCCGCGCCCCCGGCGCCCGCGCCCACCAGUGCGCCGGGCCUGCAGUUCGCUUGUGCCCGGCAGCCCGAGCUCGCCAUGAUGCAUUGCUCUUACUGGGACCACGACAGCAAGACCGGCGCGCUGCAUUCGCGCCUCGAUCUCUGAGAGCCCACCGCAUGCCGGUGCAGACGGAUGCGAGGAUGCAGGGACGCGCGACGCCGGCCCCGGUCGCAGCCGACGACGCCGCCGCCAGCCUGACCUCACACCCUCUGGGCCCGCCUCUGGAGCCAGCGCCCAGGGUCCCUCUGUGCUUUUUCGCUUUCCUAAGCUCCUGUCGCUCCUCUUUGUCCCCUCAGUUUAUGUCCUCCUGUGCUCACCUCCCUGACCUCUGUGACCUUGCACUCCCCUGGCCUGAAGCUGCCUCUCUGCGCGCUUUCUACUGGGCUCGUCUCUUUCCGGAGCCCCAGCGUCUCCUGCCCAAAUUCACCGCGGAAAGGGCCCGGGGCGGAGGUGCGACCGGGCGUCGGCAGCGCAGACCUCUUGGCCUUCUCUCACAGGUCGGUGCGCUCGCUCUCCGCGUUCCCCGCCCGACUGCCGUGCAGUCCAUGGCUAGACGCGCCGGACAGGACUGAUGGCGGGACCGCGCUGCCCGAGAAAGGGACGGACCAAUACGUGUGUUUGCUCCGCGAACCCUCUUGAAGCUGUUCAGAAGCCGCUUGCCGCGGGGCCCACUAGGCGGGGCGGGGGUUGGGACCCAGCGGGAGCCGGGGCAGCCUGGCUCCACGGCCUGUACUCGGUUUACACCGCGGGCGGGCGCGGAGGGAGGCUGCGUUUCCUCCGCUAUCAGUCCCGUCGCUUCGGGCACCUCCGGGCCCCGGCGGCUGGCUAAUGUUUUGUUUGAAAGAUCGGUGGAACUUUUUAAGAGAGUAUUUAAAAAAAAAAAAAGGAAAAAAAAUUCACCGGGCAACCGGGGAAGUAUUGUGGCCUUGGAGUUUGCUAAAUCCAAAUAUGAAAAUCAAAAGCUUUAGUAUUCCUCAUCUUCUCUUCUGGAAGAUUUGCGUUAGAGUUUUUGUUGGGCCUUCAAAAAGCUGUGUUCAGAGUUAGGAGAAUAUAUCCAAUAAAAGAUGGUUUCGUCUACCAAUUGGGGAAGUUUCACCCUCUCCCUAUCUGAAGAAAAAAAUCAAAAACAAAUGUCCCCGGAUCUUUCGAUGCAAGUCCUGGAGGCAGGGAGAUCACUGCCUGCCUGGCCCACGCUGCUGGGACGGCUCGUCCUCCCUGCUUUUUGUUUUUCAAACCUCCUGCUUCUCCCACCUUGGGAAGGAGAAAUGUGAAACCCGGCAGCGGCCGACCUAGGCGGUCUUGUGGCCCGGAGCCGGCCCGGCCCGAAAACCAUAGACCUGGUUGUACUGUAGCUUGUUGUUUGGGGGACCAAAUUUUCUAGAGAGAACUAGAGCACUUUUGUUGUGUUUUUUUGUUUUGUUUUUGUUUUUUGCCUUGUCGAUUCCCGAAUAAAUUUUGUGUUCCUUCUUUUAA
Homo sapiens (human) is the source of this 2914-nucleotide messenger RNA. It is a transcript of the gene FOXL2, whose product is annotated as forkhead box L2. Gene Ontology annotation, cellular component: nucleus. The transcript has a single exon. Gene Ontology annotation, molecular function: RNA polymerase II cis-regulatory region sequence-specific DNA binding; DNA binding; DNA-binding transcription activator activity, RNA polymerase II-specific. Gene Ontology annotation, biological process: regulation of DNA-templated transcription; embryonic eye morphogenesis; oocyte growth. Lineage: Eukaryota; Metazoa; Chordata; Mammalia; Primates; Hominidae. The coding region runs from base 416 to 1546 and encodes 376 amino acids. The record is from RefSeq and is marked reviewed.